ACGUCCUUUAAUGAUGACGUCCUCGUAUCACGCGGAGGUAUGUUUGUAAACAUCUCGUCUGCUUUUGAGUUCAAAGUACACGCUUUGUCAUUAUGACUUUCCUUCCAUAAGUACUUCACUUGUUAAAGUAUUGUGUGAGGAUGUUGUAUACUUGAAAAAAUACUGUUAAGGGUUUGGACAAACACAAAAAACACAAACGGGUGUAUUUCAGGGCAGCCUAUCAUUUUAGCAAAUAUCAGAGAUACAUUGUUGGAAUAUGACACAAGUCACACACGAGAUGUUCGGUGAGAUACCCGGGGAAGGUCGCGUGGAGAAAUGGAUACUCAUGUCGCCUAACGUCACCGUGGAAAUCAUCAAUCUCGGCUGCAUCAUCACAUCUAUAAAGUGUAAAGGAAAGAACGGUCAGGUUGAUGAUAUUGUUCUGGGCUACGAUCAUUUGGAAGGUUAUGUGACAGACCCUCGGUAUUUUGGGGCCGUGGUGGGUCGGGUAGCUAAUCGGAUUGCCGGGGGGAGGUUCGUGGUGGAGGGGAGACAGUAUCAGCUCGCUAUCAACAAUGGACCCAACGCCUUGCAUGGAGGACUGAAAGGAUUUAAUAAGGUGCUGUGGGGGAGUGAGGGGGUGGAGGGUGGGGUGCGUCUCACCCACACCAGCCCUGAUGGGGACCAGGGGUACCCUGGGGAGGUCCAGGUCUUGGUAACCUACAUCCUGGAGGGGGACACCUUGACCACCCAGUACCAGGCCCGCUCCACCAGAACCACACCCAUCAAUCUCACCAACCACUCUUACUUCAACCUAGCUGGACAGGGCUCAGCUGAUAUCUACGACCAUGAAGUCUCCAUCUUUGCCCAAGCCUAUCUACCUGUGGACGACACCAUGAUCCCAACCGGCGAGGUCAGACCAGUAGAACGCACUCCAUUUGACCUCCGGAGGCCUGUUCUGAUUGGCUCCCGGCUGAAGGAUCUGCCAAGGCCUGGGUUCGACCACACCUUCUGCCUGUCGUCACCUGGGAAUCCUUCGGUGGAAAGACCAUGUGCCAGGGUGUGUCACCCUGUGAGUGGGCGUGUCCUUGAGGUCAGCACCAGCCAACCAGGUGUCCAGUUCUACACUGCCAACUUCCUGGAUGGGUCCUUGGUGGGAAAGGGCGGGGCCUCUUACAGGAAACACAGUGCCUUUUGUUUAGAGACCCAGAAUUGGCCCGAUGCUGUCAACAAGACCUCCUUCCCGGACAGUCUGCUGAGGCCAGGGGAGGAGUACAGACAUGUGACUCGCUUCACCAUCUCCACCAUCUGAUCACCAUGACGACGCAGGGGUUGAGGGGUCAGUGUGGAGCAGCCAAUCACAGCGCGGAAUACUGGACCUCCACACCAUCCCAGACAUGCACCGUGGGGGGAAAUAAAAGCACUCAAGUGAAAGAUGAAAUGGUUGUAAUAUUCACUAACUUACACAAAGUAAACGCAGCAUGAUUCUGGGAGAAUCUGAUGUUCAAUUUGGUCGUUUAUUUUCAUUGGUUCCUUGAAGAACUCAGUGACCAAUCACAAGCAUCAUGGCUUUCUUUUCUCAGUUCUACACAUUGCAGUCUUUUCCGUGACCAUGCUUUUUUUGUACCACCGUUUCCAUAACGAUUCUCAUCUCAGUCAGGUUUCUGAGGUGGUCUGGGUCAACACACCCGCAGGUUAUGUAGGUUUAGCAUUCCAUCAUUCUGGGAGAUUUUUGUGUUUUUUUUUCCUGUCUCAUCAGCAUUCACUGGACGGCUGCUUCGAUUGCUGCACUCUGAGAGUUUCUGCAGCUCAAUGAAAACAGCUAUGAAAUUCCAUUUGUUUGCAUUUGUAUUUCAAUAAACUACUUAUUUGCAUC
Messenger RNA from Hypomesus transpacificus, 1855 nucleotides. RefSeq names its product galactose mutarotase (gene galm). The coding region runs from base 257 to 1291 and encodes 344 amino acids. The record is from RefSeq and is a predicted model, not a curated record. The transcript is spliced from 7 exons. Gene Ontology annotation, molecular function: aldose 1-epimerase activity; carbohydrate binding. Gene Ontology annotation, biological process: glucose metabolic process; beta-D-galactose catabolic process via UDP-galactose, Leloir pathway. Lineage: Eukaryota; Metazoa; Chordata; Actinopteri; Osmeriformes; Osmeridae.